This is a messenger RNA of Monopterus albus (swamp eel), 987 nucleotides long. Its product is annotated as solute carrier family 2, facilitated glucose transporter member 3-like. Gene Ontology annotation, cellular component: plasma membrane. Gene Ontology annotation, biological process: dehydroascorbic acid transport. The transcript is spliced from 2 exons. Gene Ontology annotation, molecular function: D-glucose transmembrane transporter activity. Lineage: Eukaryota; Metazoa; Chordata; Actinopteri; Synbranchiformes; Synbranchidae. The coding region runs from base 287 to 535 and encodes 82 amino acids. The record is from RefSeq and is a predicted model, not a curated record.
UUAUUUUUGCCUCACUUUGUAUGAUUUAAUUAGUUUUGCCACAUCACCAAGACAAAAUCCUUUCACAUCAAAGUCUACUCAGCAAUAAACUGAUUUCUGAUCCAGAGGACAAACAACCAUCCUGAGAGUGACUUGUCUGUCCACCACACAGCACCUGGUCCCAGAGCUGCGGAGCCUGCAGGUCCUGCUGGUUUUCUGCCUGAUCUCAGACUACCAGCUGGGCCCGGGCCCCAUCUCGUGGUUCAUCGCCGCUGAGCUGUUCGACCAGCCUGGCAGACCCAUCGCCAUGGCUUUCACCAGCAUGCUCAACUGGGGAGGGAAGUUUGUCCUGGCACUCCUCUUUCCUCCUCUACUGAAGAUCUGGGGUGUGUACGUCUACCUGCUCUUCAUGGCCAUGGCUCUACUUGCCUUCACCUUCACCUGGAUUCGCCUCCCUGAGACAAAAGGUCGCACAUUUGAUGACAUAGCAGAGGAGUUCAGAGGAGCAGAGGGCAUUCCUCUCCACAACAAGACUGGAUUCAACACUUUCACCUGAGCAGCCUCUCACAUCUCAGUGAAUCUGGUCUUUGUCAUUCAGUUCGUCCAUUUCAUAGCCAAAAGUAUUAGUGGUACUGCAGGUAGCCAAAUUGUUUAGAUUUUAUUUGCUUAGGUUUUGAGGGGGUUUCUUCUACAAACAUCUUUUGCAGUGCUCACAGCACUGAAAAAUGACUUCUGAAAAACCCGGCAAUGGUUCCUAAAGGAAACGUCCUAGUUACUCAGGAUAAUCAAGAAACUUUAUCCAACAUGGCCCAAAUAAACAUACUUUGAUUCAUUUUAUGAAACUGAUUUUUAAAAUGAUUUGUUAAUGUUUCUGUGAUUAACCUGGAGAAUUUUUAUAAGAAUUAAAAUGUUAAAUACCACAGUUUAUCUAAGCGUGAUUACAUUAAACACUAAAUGAGCAUGUAAAUAUCCCUGUUUAAUAUCAGCUGAGGCUACCAGCUGGUCUUG